Messenger RNA from Leptonychotes weddellii (Weddell seal), 2204 nucleotides. NCBI's taxonomy places the organism in Eukaryota, Metazoa, Chordata, Mammalia, Carnivora, Phocidae. The record is from RefSeq and is a predicted model, not a curated record.
ACCACACCUGCGCAGGUUAACCCUGCGGGGACGCGCCGGCCGUGGGUGGCGGGGAAGGCGGCGCUGGCGGCGGCCCCGGGACCCGCGGAAGCCGGCAUGCUGGAGAAAUUCGAGUUGGAAGAAGAAGCAGAAGACUCAGAAAGUGGUGUUUACAUGCGCUUCAUGAGGUCACACAAGUGUUACGACAUCGUUCCCACCAGUUCAAAGCUUGUGGUCUUUGAUACUACAUUACAAGUGAAAAAGGCUUUCUUUGCCUUAGUAGCCAAUGGUGUUCGAGCCGCGCCUCUGUGGGAGAGUAAGAAACAAAGCUUUGUAGGAAUGCUAACAAUUACAGAUUUCAUAAAUAUACUACAUAGAUACUAUAAGUCACCCAUGGUACAGAUUUAUGAAUUAGAGGAACAUAAGAUUGAAACAUGGAGGGAGCUUUAUUUACAAGAAACAUUUAAGCCUUUAGUGAAUAUAUCUCCAGACGCAAGCCUCUUCGACGCUGUAUACUCGUUGAUCAAAAAUAAAAUCCACAGAUUGCCAGUUAUUGACCCUAUCAGUGGGAAUGCACUUUAUAUACUUACCCACAAAAGAAUCCUCAAGUUCCUCCAGCUUUUUAUGUCUGAUAUGCCAAAGCCUGCCUUCAUGAAGCAGAACCUGGAUGCCCUUGGAAUUGGGACCUACCACAACAUCGCCUUCAUCCACCCGGACACUCCCAUCAUCAAAGCCUUGAACGUCUUUGUAGAGAGACGAGUGUCGGCCUUGCCUGUGGUGGAUGAGUCAGGAAAAGUUGUAGAUAUUUAUUCCAAAUUUGAUGUAAUUAACCUUGCUGCUGAAAAAACCUACAAUAACCUAGAUAUCACAGUGACCCAGGCCCUUCAGCACCGCUCUCAGUAUUUCGAGGGUGUCGUGAAGUGCAGUAAGCUGGAAAUCCUGGAGACCAUCGUGGACAGAAUAGUGCGGGCUGAGGUGCAUCGGCUGGUGGUCGUGAACGAAGCAGAUAGCAUCGUGGGUAUUAUCUCCCUGUCGGACAUCCUGCAAGCACUGAUACUCACGCCCGCAGGUGCCAAACAGAAGGAGGCGGAAGCAGAAUGACCACUGUGAGUGGAGAAGCCCUUGGAGGAGAACCUGAACAGAGAUUCUGGGUCACGCUUUGCCUCAUGAACACUGACCGUGACAGAAGACAGUCAAAUGGCUAAGAAUGUAUAUCAGGGUUUAGUGAUGGGUAUUUUUUCCAGUGAUACUGAAACUGAGCAUAAGAAACAGAGUUUAUGUGUUUGAAGAUUCAGGCUUGCAUUAAAAGACUGUUUUCAGACCUCUGUCUGAGCGAUUUCAAAUGCUGUAUGUUAUUAAAGUGCACUGUGUCCUGAAAUUUUUAUUACUUUUCAUUUCAAAGAAUUCACUGGUCUGUAACAGGUAAUAUGACAUAAGGCGAGUGCAUGGCCUCUUCAGACCUAGUGCCUUAUGUCAGAACACGCGAUACGUCAUCACCGCGGCCCAUGGCAGCUGGAGCCACACGGUGCUGGGGCGUGAAAGUCUGUGGACCUUUACCAAAUCAGUCUGUUUUCAUUAGAUUUGUUGAACAGUUGUAAUUUGGAUAUAAAUAAUUACUUUAUAAAACUUUAAUGACAGUUUUAUGUUUUAAGUGUCUGUUCUGAACUAUGAUGUAAACAAAACUGCUCUACAACAGCUUUAUUUAUUUUUACUUUCUUGCAAUUUUUUACACAUCGUGGUGGGGAAGCUUCACCGUACCCAUUAAUAAACCAUUGGUUGUUAUUUUUAAAUGGCAAAUUUCUCAUUUAAGUUUGCAUCUGGAGAGGAUAGGACUUCUAAAAUAGCCACUGUUAGGUUUUAAAAGCUGAAGUGUCUGAAAGCACGUGUGGAAACUGGAAACAGGCAGCGGUUAUGAGGAAACAAAAGUGCCGGGAAGAUGUCUAUUUUUUUCUUGUGUAUUGAAAUGUAUAAUCAUGAUGUUUGUAUGACUGCUGAUGCGACUGUUUUUGUAAAUUUUAUUGUGGCAUAUACAGUAUUGUCAUAUGGUUGAAAAGAAACACAAUGUUUCCUAAUGUAAGUGCUCUGAAAAUGUCGACACUGUAUAUAUAUAUAUAUACAUAUACAUAUAUAUAUAUAUGAGUAUAGUUUGAUUUUUUUUGUUUUGGGGUUUUUUUUUGGCAGAUUGAAAAAUUAAAAUAAAUCUUAUUAUCGACCAUUUUGUUAAA